This is a messenger RNA of Triplophysa rosa, 1236 nucleotides long. RefSeq lists its product as uncharacterized. The record is from RefSeq and is a predicted model, not a curated record. The transcript is spliced from 2 exons. Bases 105 to 995 code for a protein of 296 amino acids. NCBI's taxonomy places the organism in Eukaryota, Metazoa, Chordata, Actinopteri, Cypriniformes, Nemacheilidae.
CGAGAAGCUCACACCAUUACAUAAAUAUCAUCAGAUCAACUCACACAGUAAGUCACGUACAGGAUAUUCAGAGCUAAACACCACUUUCUGAACCUCGAACCAAAAUGUCAGAUUUACAGCCAAUCACAAAGCUCAACGUCUCCACCAAUGUGGAUGAGGAGGAAAUCUUUGGAGCUCAAGGCUAUGAUCUCCUCAACGGUGACCUUAAUGAAGGCACCAUUCCGCAUAACCGUGUCUUUCUUUGGUACAAGAGAGAGUGUGGCUUAAAGCCAGUGACAAGGAUCCAGCUUUCCUUCAAUGACUACAUGAAAAAUGGUCUGGCAGAUGCUGGAUAUGAGCUGGUCAACAGGGAUCUGAACGCAGGAGUUCCUGGAGAUCACAUUUUCCUGUGGUACUUCUGUGGCAGCACUCAAUACGACAUUCCCAUUGUGAACUUACAGGUCACCAAGGAUGCAAAUGAAGAACCUGCUCUUCUGAGAGACGGCUGGGAAAGGCUGGGCUGUGACCUGAACCGUAACGCAGGAGGUUGCUUCAUCUACCUGUGGGUGAAGAGAGCAACGCCAAGCUACAUCUGUGAUAUUGCAGCAACUAUUGACUACACAUCUGACCAGCAACAUUUUACUGAUGGCUACACACGCAUCGAUGAAAAUGUCAAUAGGCGUGCUGGUGGAAACUUCAUUUUCCUCUGGUACCGCCGCUCUUCCGAUGAAAGCAAAGGUCUCUCGGCUCUUGAAGUAUCUAACACCUUCCAGGAGCAGGUGAACCUCCAGGAAAAAAAGUUUAAAAGGAUCACUUUUAAUCUCAAUAAAGGCACGCAGGGGAAAGAUGUCUACCUGUGGUACUCCAAAGAAGGAUGUGGAGAAAAGAUGCAAUCCAUGGCUGUUCUGAUCAACUCUAAGACCUGGAUGGUGUAUCAGAAAAAUGGCAUUUUUGUUCUGGAGAAAAAUUUGAACGAGGGCAACAAGGGAGUAAAAAUGUAUCUCGCUUACAAGUAAAAUCACAUAUUCCACAUUGCUGCCGUGCAAGAGCUGUGCCAAAAUUAUUUGUUUUAAAUGUUGCAGCAGAAUAAUCAGUUAAAUAAGAUAUUAUGAAGGAGUGAUCAUUAUUAGAUUCUUUAUCACAUUGUUUUAACAGAAAUGAAAGUAAUCAGGGAUUUAAAGAAAUGUAUUCUGAUGUACCUUUUUCUAGCACAGUUGUUAUAAUGCAUUAUAAAAUAAAGUCAAUCUUCAUCAAAAA